GGUACCUGUCUGUCUGAGGCCUUCCAAAGCUUCCUGGUUGUAAACUGCUUGAGAGUGCUGACAACUUCAAAAGCAGCCAGUGGAGAUUUCUUGCAAAGUUCAGGAAGGAUCUCAAAAAUGCUGAAGGCUGCAGACGAUGUUGGUAUGAAGCAGGAGGACUCUGCGCCACAACGUGCUGAAAUAACAAGUUGGGAUAUCAAUGACAUCAAACUCCCCCAGGAUGUGAGACAGACGGACUGGUUUCAGGAAUGGCCAGAUUCCUACGUAAAACAUAUUUACAGCUCAGAGGAUAAAAACGCUCAGAGGCAUCACAGUAGCUGGGCAAUGAGAAACACCAACAACCACAACUCUCGUAUCUUAAAGAAGUCCUGCCUUGGUGUUGUGGUCUGCGGCAAUGACUGCUCUACCUUGGAUGGCAGGAAGAUCUACCUGAGGCCAGCGAUAUGUGACAAAGCUAGGCAGAAACAACAGCGGAAGUGCUGUCCAAACUGCAACGGACCCCUGCGGCUCCUUUCCUGCCGAGGCCAUGGGGGUUACCCAGUCACCAACUUCUGGAGGCAUGAAGGCCAGUUCAUAUUUUUUCAGUCCAAAGGGGCUCAUGACCAUCCACGUCCAGAAACAAAACUAGAAGCAGAAGCAAGGAGAUCCAUUCAAAAGGCACACACAGCUUUUUCUCCACCUUCUCCAACGCUAAUAAGACUCCAGGAGGUCAAGUCUCUGACAGGUGAGGUCCCCACCCAGAAGGUUUUGCCUUUGCUCCUUUCCCAGCCGGACCAGUGUAUGCUACCUGCCAGUUUCGGGGGCUGUUUAAGCACAAGCUCCCUGCAGCAGACACCAGGCCACUGCAUGGAACAGACACCAUACCCAGGGGCAGCCGGGGAACACGUGGAAGGCCGGGUGCACCCUGCUCAUGUUGGCUCAUGCACACAGGCCUGGAGCAGCCCCCUGCACAUCCCUGGUGUGCUGCCGGUUACAAAGGGAGGCUACAAUCCCCUCAGGCCCAGUGCUGGCCCUCUUGGGGAGGAAUCCUGUGAGGGAAAAGCCCCUCCGGCCUACAGCCUCCCUCCUCCAUCCUACCCUCUGCCUCAGCAUGGGUCUGGCCUGCGGGGCUCACACCAGCAGCUCCCAGUGCUCUUCAAGGAAAGUCAUGGUGACGUGGAAGAAGGAAGGCGCUGCACGAACCCCAGCUACUGCAACAACUUGUUUUGUAACCUGUACCCAUUACGGUGACUGGGUUAAUGUUUUCUCUCUAUAUGCACCUCCAGCAACGGGCAGCAUCUUUGCUUUUAGACAUAAGGAAGGGCUUUUAUACCUGCAGAGCUCUCCCUGCUUUCUUUCUUUUCCCUCACUACUUUGUCAAUCUAACAGUCAUCAUCUCUUCUUACAAACUAUCCUAGUCGCUACCAGGCAGCUUGGCAGAAUUUCACAGCACCAGCCCUAUCACCCUUCCACCUGACCUAGUUUCACACAUUUCACCCUGUGUUUCAAUCACUUUCUGCAAGCCAUAUUUCAGCGGGAGAUAUCAUUUACCUAAUUUGUUUUAAAAAGUAGGGUGACAAAAAUGAAAGUCCUUGCCUGAAUUUAGUGGCCAGCUUUGGGAGGGAUGCCAAGGCUGGAGCCAUGUCUAUGGCUGGUUCCCCCAGCUUCCCCAGUGCCGGCAGUGCUGACCAGCCCUGCCUGUGAAGCGAGCCAUGCCCAGGCAAAAGGAACUUUUUAUUGAGAUGAGUCUGGAAGGACAGUAUUACAAAACCAGUGGCAAUAAAAACUUCACAGUACCUCAGACCAUCUGGUGUGUGUCAAAACAGGUUUGGUCUUCUCAUGAGAACUUCUAGUACCUGUAGGAGUUCUACAGGAAAGUUGGGGAGGGACUUUAUGUAAGGACAUGUAUCGACAGGAUGAGGGGAAAUGGCUUUAUAAUGGAAGUAGAUUUAAACUAGAUAUUAGGAAGACACUCUUUACUGGGGCGGUGGUGAUACACUGGAAUAGAUUGCCCAGAGAUGUUAUGAAUGCCCCCUCCGUGGAAGCUUUCAAGGCUAGGCUGGAUGGGGCUGUGAGCAACCUGGUCUAAGGGAGGUGUCCCUGCCUAUAGCA
Molecule: messenger RNA, 2091 nt
Organism: Coturnix japonica (Japanese quail)
Lineage: Eukaryota; Metazoa; Chordata; Aves; Galliformes; Phasianidae
Gene: GCM1
Product: GCM transcription factor 1
Biological process (GO): gliogenesis; regulation of transcription by RNA polymerase II
Cellular component (GO): nucleus
Molecular function (GO): DNA-binding transcription activator activity, RNA polymerase II-specific; RNA polymerase II cis-regulatory region sequence-specific DNA binding
Source: RefSeq, a predicted model, not a curated record